AUGGCCAAACCCAGCAGCAAGAUCCACCGUGCUUGGUGGAAGGAGUGCUCCGUCUAUCAGAUCUACCCAGCUUCCUUCAAAGAUUCCAACGAUGACGGCAUUGGGGAUAUUCCCGGCAUCAUUUCCAUGCUCGACUAUAUCAAAAACCUGGGGGUAGAUAUCGUCUGGCUGUGUCCGUCCUACAAAUCGCCUCAGGUGGAUAUGGGCUAUGAUAUUUCCGAUUACUAUAGCAUCGCAGACGAGUACGGUACGGUCGCGGAUGUGGAGAAGCUAAUAGAGGGAUGCCACAAGCGAGGAAUGAAGCUUUUGAUGGACUUGGUGGUCAACCAUACGAGCGACCAGCAUGAAUGGUUCAAGAAAUCCCGCAGCUCAAAGGAUAACCCGUAUCGCAACUGGUACAUAUGGAAGCCGCCAAGGUACGAUGAGCAGGGAAAGCGUCAUCCGCCAAAUAACUGGAUCUCUCAUUUUCAAGGAAGCGCUUGGCAGUACGAUGAGCUCACGGAUGAAUACUACCUUCAUCUGUAUGCCAAGGAACAGCCUGAUCUCAACUGGGAGCACCCACCCGUGCGCGAGGCAGUCCACGACAUUAUGCGGUUUUGGCUGGACAAGGGGGCGGACGGAUUCCGGAUGGACGUGAUCAACUUUAUCAGCAAAGAGCAGAGCUUCCCUGACGCCGAUGGUCUGGGCCAGAUCCUGAAAGAAUAUGACGCUUUCAGUGUUGGGGAGAUGCCUUUCGUCAAAGACACGGAGGAGGUUCUGAAGGCUGUCCGGUUCGACCGCAACGAGAUCAACAUGAUCUUCAACUUUGAGCAUGUGGAUAUUGACCACGGAGAAUUCGACAAGUUCAUGCCCGGAAGCUGGAAGCUUACUGAUUUAAAGGCCUUCUUUGAGAGAUGGGAGAAGUUCAUGUAUGAAAACGAUGGGUGGAAUGCUCUGUAUUGGGAAAACCAUGAUCAGCCGCGGUCGAUUGAUCGAUACACCCAGGCAAAGGAGGAGCACCGCCUGGUAGCCUCCAAGCUACUCGCUACCAUUCUAACGCUCCAGGCUGGCACACCGUUCAUCUACCAGGGUCAGGAACUAGGCAUGAGAAAUGUGCCAGUGGAAUGGGGAAUCGAGGAGUACAAGGAUAUUGACUGCCUCAACCAUUGGCAUGAACUGCUAAAAACCAAGCAAUUCGACACUAAAGCGCAGCAGAUUGCCAAGCAGGAGUAUCAGAAAAAAUCACGAGACAACGCGCGCACGCCAGUUCAAUGGAGCCGGGCACCGAAUGGAGGCUUCACAGGGCCCAAUGUGAAGCCCUGGAUGUCAGUCAAUCCGGACUAUGUGCGCAUCAACGCCGAGGCAGAGGUCAACGAUCCCAACUCGACGUACCACUACUGGGCGUCUGUUUUGGGCCUUCGCAAAAAAUAUCUGGAUGUCUUCGUGUACGGUAACUUCGAGACGGUGGACCGCGAUAGCCAGGAGGUCUUCGCGUAUACUCGACAAUAUGAGAACCAGAAGGCGUUAGUUGUGGGCAACUUUACGGACAAGACGCUGGAGUGGAAUCCUGCUGCCAACGGCAUCAAGGGUGUAAAGGAGGUGCUUCUCAACACUUAUGAAGAAGUAAAGAAAGCGUCACCGAGAUUUGAUGGAGAGAAGUGGUCUCUUCAACCGUAUGAAGCGGUUGCGGUACUUGUGCAGGAGUAA
This is a messenger RNA of Aspergillus novofumigatus IBT 16806, 1686 nucleotides long. Its product is annotated as glycoside hydrolase family 13 protein. The transcript is spliced from 4 exons. Gene Ontology annotation, biological process: oligosaccharide catabolic process. Bases 1 to 1686 code for a protein of 561 amino acids. Lineage: Eukaryota; Fungi; Ascomycota; Eurotiomycetes; Eurotiales; Aspergillaceae. The record is from RefSeq and is a predicted model, not a curated record. Gene Ontology annotation, molecular function: alpha-amylase activity.